Linum tenue is the source of this 201-nucleotide messenger RNA. NCBI's taxonomy places the organism in Eukaryota, Viridiplantae, Streptophyta, Magnoliopsida, Malpighiales, Linaceae. The record is from the annotation of a GenBank genome assembly.
UGGGACAAAGUAGAAUAUAUUUUUUCCCCUGUGCAUAACGACAAACACUACCGGGUCUACGCUGCUGAUCUAAGGAGUCAGAAGACUUUCCUUCUGGACAGCCAGAAACCCAAGCCAGCAGUGGCCAAGGUGGAUCACUCUCCCAUGGGGAAAUUGAUAUUUGAGUAUGGGGCUGCUUUCCUUGCAAAGCACAACCUCGAU